AUGCCACCGCCUUCGGUACGUAUGCAGGAAGUCGCCCAAUUCUUCAACAGGAUGAGUCAUACAGACAUCCUCGAAUACUGUCUAGGGUUCGACAAGCCCAACGCACCAGCGCUCGCCGAGCACGUCUUACUCAUUGCACUGGAAUGCGAUCACUUGCGUCAAGAGCCGUACUACCUGCUAGAUAUCGGCGCGCACACUGUCAAACGCAAAGAUGCGCAGAGCUUGAUUGAAGAACCCGGUGCACACAGCCUCAACAUCCUUCGCAACAUCUCAUACCACCACAUAUGCGUCAAGGACAAUGCACGUUAUGUGAAUCGGCUGGGCCGUGCCUCGCACUCCGAGUUCACCCGCUUCGGCCGUACUCGUUACGUUGAGGUGUCAGAAAUCAAGGAGAUACUGGAGGACUUGCUGCACCAGCCCAUCGAUGACAUUUUGCCGGAUAUCAAGAACAGCCCUGCAGCCGCUGCAUAUCCAGCGCCUGGUCCCCGUCCCAUUGUCAUCCUCAACGCAGAUGACUCGCAGCAGCAGCUACUAGCCCGUACUUUCCAGACGGAGCCUUUGGUCUGGGAGAACGUCGUAGCGACCAUCAACACGCGCCAAAUCGCCCGCGAGAAAGCCCUCGAGUGGCGCGGCCAAGAUUCCUCGUUGCGCCAGCUACUCAACACUUUCGGCAUCGAGUGCCCCUUUGGAUGCAGUUCUUCCGAUUCCCUUGCGUAUGCGCUCAUUGCGGCUGUGCAGAUGGUGAUGCGGCCCAAGAUGCUACUUGCGAGAGAGACUAUGCGGUCGGUUGUCAAUGUCGUGAUGCUGCACAGUCAGUGCCAUGUUCCCGAGUGGGGCAACGAGCUCUACUGUACGUGCUGUGGAUCAGAACAGCAUCGACGUACACGGUGUGUGAAGCUGAUGGUUGCAAGGGGGUGCUACAAGUGUAGGAAGGCAAGGAGGUUUGGCUUGGAGGUGGGCCAUGUCGCUGACAUGUGCCCCUGGGACUAG
Messenger RNA from Exserohilum turcica Et28A, 990 nucleotides. RefSeq lists its product as uncharacterized. Gene Ontology annotation, cellular component: nucleus. The transcript has a single exon. The record is from RefSeq and is a predicted model, not a curated record. The coding region runs from base 1 to 990 and encodes 329 amino acids. NCBI's taxonomy places the organism in Eukaryota, Fungi, Ascomycota, Dothideomycetes, Pleosporales, Pleosporaceae.